GAGUGACUUCCCAUUUCUAAUACUAUCCAUACUGGCAGAGCCGCGGUUGUUUACAAAAAUAGUAAACAGUAAACAAACCAUUCUAGAUCUACUUUUAUACUUAUAGAGACAGUUUAACUUACUGGUACCAGGACCAGACAUUAAUGGAGAGGAUGAUAAAUUCAGACGCCACCAAUGCCGGAGCUCCCUUGACUGAUCUGUGUAAGCAACUCAUGUCGGAAGUUCAGAGGUCAUACUCGGAACAACAAAAAUUGUCUGAUGAGCUUCUGAGUUCAUUACAUUUUGUAUUCCAAGGACCAUUAUCUUCUGCUUUGGAAUUGGUAGAAAAAUCAUCAGUGACUCAUAUUGAGUCACCAAGUGGAAGGGCUUUGUUUCAGGUUAUUGGCACAUCAGGCACUCCCUAUACCUGCUUCCCCAACCUCAGAUAUUGUUCUUGUCCUGCGUAUAACUUUUCAGUGCUUCGGAAAGAGGAUCACCUUAUGUGCAAGCAUGUGCUGGCCAUACAGUUGUCAGAAGCUAUGGGCCGCAGCAAGAAACAAAGUGUCUCGGACGCAGAGAUUGGAAAUAUGAUCAAAGAGAUAGACUGAUGAUCUUGUGUGUCUGUGUGUGUGUGUAUGUGUGUGUAUGUGUGUGUGUGUGUGUGUGUGUGUGUGUGUG
Molecule: messenger RNA, 657 nt
Organism: Aplysia californica (California sea hare)
Lineage: Eukaryota; Metazoa; Mollusca; Gastropoda; Aplysiida; Aplysiidae
Product: zinc finger SWIM domain-containing protein 7
Exons: 7
Coding region: 144-587 (147 amino acids)
Biological process (GO): double-strand break repair via homologous recombination
Cellular component (GO): Shu complex
Molecular function (GO): zinc ion binding
Source: RefSeq, a predicted model, not a curated record